AUGUCGGAUCAAGAACAAGAGAGGGAUUGGACUUUUGAGAAUUCUCAACCUCCACACCGAUCCAAAUCAUCAUCUACUUCAUCGUACUCACCAUCCAUGGCAUCAUCAUCCUCUGAGUUUGAAAUGUCUUGUAUGGAGGAUUGGAUGCUUCAAGAUUUUUCCAAUACAACCACUACUACGGAUCUGAAUGCUCAUCAUGUGCAUUUGCAUCAUCACCUCCAGCUUUCGGAAGAGCAGAAAAAUGAAACAAAUUCAUCCACACAAAACGCCUUGCUAGAGGCUUUAGGAUUGGAAGAGGACGAGCAUGGUAAUUUAGUUUCAAACGCUGCCUCGUAUUUGGAAGAUGAUGAGGAUUUUGAAGUGUCUAGAUUUAUUGAAAAUUAUUGUUCUGCAGUGCCGUCAUCAUCCGAUAAUCAUAUUUUCGCAAGCGACAAUGGUUUGAACAAUCGCUCAGCAAAUUUUGAAAACAGUUUCAGCAACAAAAUCACAAAGCAGACAACAUUUGAUACAAUCUUGAAAAAAGAGAAACAACAACAGCUAACAUCAACUAAAAAGCGUGAAAUAAUACUGAAUGACAGUAUUGAAAGCGCAGAAGAUUACGCAGCCUCGGAAAACACAAAUCAGCAACAAAAAACUCUUUCACCGUCAAAAGACGCCAAAAAUUCUGCGUUAGAAUGGAAUCUCCCAGUAUUAGAGGACUCAUCACUUCAUAUUGCCAAGCUCACGUCCAAUUCUUCCAAGUUGAACAACUCCUCUGAUUUACAUUUGAAGGAAAUUGAUGGCAUGAUUCAAAAUAUUCUUCAAAAAUAUCAAACUCCACAAAAGCAACAACAAGCAAAUAAUGCCUACACCAAUCAUGCUUCUACGGUUUCCUCCAACAGCCCACAAUGUGAAAAAUCCAACCGUCCACUAAUAGUGGCGUCUUCAUCGUCCUCGAAAUCUGUCAAGCCGCCAUCCCAACCAUCUUCUUCCAUUAACUUAUUAGCCCAAUAUAGUUCACCAAAAAUUAAGAGCCCUAAGACAUCUAAAACAAUUGAUGCAUCAUCCUUAUUGAAAAAGUCUCCAACAAGUUCAAUUCCACGCUCUAAAAAUUCAACAAGCCUCUCAGAAAACGCUUCGCGGCCAAACACGACACGUACUCAUGAAAUUUCUAAAACAUCUUCAACAAGUUUUCGAGAAAAGGAAGGAGAGUCAUUUUUUGAGAGAGCUGUAAAUUGGAAAUCCAACGUUGAAAAAGCAAGAAAGCAAAAAGAAAAAGAAUUGGACAGAUCCAUCAAACAAGAAUGUUCGUUCAAACCAGAAAUUAAUCCAAUGUCUUUAGGCAAACGAGACGACGAUAUUGAUGUUCAUGAUCGAUUAUACAUUGACUCAUUCAGAGCGUCUGAUAAGAAUGACGAGAUACGACACAAAUUAACCGAGGAAGAGUUUAGAAAAACGUGUACUUUUAAGCCAAAAUUGUUGAACAAGUUUUCAGUCUCCUCCAAGUACUUGGAUAUUUCUCCGAAAAAGGUUCCUUCAUCCAUCCAAGAAGAACCCUUAGAUGAAGAAUGUACAUUUAAACCUCAAACCAAUGACUCUAUAUUUUUUAACAAGAGCUGUAUGGAUUAUUUGAGCGAAGAUGCUUUCUCACGGCUCAGCAAAAGAAAAACACCAAAUAUUUCUCGUUCUGAUCAACAUGUAGUUGACAAUGAAAAGUUUGACAUGCUGUUCAUGAGUCGGCCGAAAAGUGCAGGUAAAUUCAGACCCUCUUCGAAUUUUCAAGAAUUUCUAAAACGGCAACAGGAUUUAAUUGAAGAUCGAGAUAGAAAAGUAGAUUUUAUCAAAAUGACAGAACAUCCUUUCAAACCGUCACUAAAUGAGAAGAGUGUUGCAAUAGUGAAUCGAACUGAGUUUGAGAAGAGAUGUGAAUUUUAUCAACAACGAAGGGAACUUUCUUUGAAACGAGCGGUACACGAAGUACAACAACAAUGUACAUUCAAACCAAACAUCUCUGAAAAGGCAAGAAACCAGCCACAAAAAUCAGUCAAUCAACUCUGUAGAGAUGGAUUGGAUCAAAAAGAACGAAAAUUACAACAAAUGCAACAGGAAUUGCUGGAUAAAGAGCUUCAAGGAGCAACAUUCAAGCCAAAUCUUUCCAGAACUAAGGACAAACAAUUAUCAACGUCGAUUGUCAAUAAUUCUUUCUUGUUGGAAAAGAGGCAACAUGCAAGAGAAAGGAAAAUGCAAGAGAUUGCCUUCGAGAAUGAAAGAAAACUCAUGAGCGAAUGUACGUUCAAACCUGUGAUUCACGACUCUCCAAGUUACGUGAAAAAGAUUGCUCGCUCCAUGUCAGCCACACGAACGAGGAAUGCAUCUCAAUCACUCAAUGAAAAACCUCAAUGGAGGUAG
Naegleria lovaniensis is the source of this 2388-nucleotide messenger RNA. RefSeq lists its product as uncharacterized. The record is from RefSeq and is a predicted model, not a curated record. Lineage: Eukaryota; Heterolobosea; Eutetramitea; Acrasida; Naegleriidae. The transcript is spliced from 2 exons. Bases 1 to 2388 code for a protein of 795 amino acids.